AUGAAACCGCUCGAAGUCGACAGCACUAACGAAUCGCAUUUACGUAAUACCGUCUACAAUUAUAAGCGUUUGGAACCAUCGGAUAAAGCGGCAGAGCAGAUGUAUUUACAUGGAAAAAAACGACCACUGCAUCGACGAAGAGCCAAAUUUCAUGUUGGCGACCAUGUUCGUUUAUCGAAAUACCGAAGCGUAAAUACGCUGUCAAAUGACAAAUCAUAUACGAUAAAUUUUACGCCGGAAAUUUUUACGAUUCGAUGUGUAAGAUACAGCACCGAUCCUAUAACAUAUCUGCUCAGCGAUUAUCAAAAUCAAGAGAUCAAAGGUUCUGUCUAUGAACAUGAACUUCAAGCUGUCAAACAUCCGAAUGUGUAUCUCGUUGAAAAAAUUCUUCGCAAGCGAAAUGGUCGAUCGUACGUUAAGUGGCUAGGAUUCGGAUCCGAACAUAAUUCAUGGAUCGACGAUAAAGAUAUUAUUUAA
Messenger RNA from Contarinia nasturtii (swede midge), 477 nucleotides. RefSeq lists its product as uncharacterized. Lineage: Eukaryota; Metazoa; Arthropoda; Insecta; Diptera; Cecidomyiidae. The record is from RefSeq and is a predicted model, not a curated record. Bases 1 to 477 code for a protein of 158 amino acids. The transcript has a single exon.